Messenger RNA from Meloidogyne enterolobii, 3630 nucleotides. The record is from the annotation of a GenBank genome assembly. NCBI's taxonomy places the organism in Eukaryota, Metazoa, Nematoda, Chromadorea, Rhabditida, Meloidogynidae.
AUGGCCUCUUUAAUAAAGAAUCAAAUUGUAAAGCAUUUGUCAACAUUUGCUCGAAAUUUAAAACCUGAACAAAUUUCGUUAGAAGUACUUCGAGGAAAGGGACAAUUGAGAAAUCUGGAGCUGAAUGAAGAAGUUAUUUCUGAACGGUUGGAAUUUCCGCCUUGGUUGAAAAUUGUGAAGGCGCAUUGUUCGAGUGUGACUGUUAAAAUCCCCUGGACACAAAUUAAAUCUGCUCCGGUUCAACUGGUUGUUAUUCGCCUAGUUACUCCAACUUGUCCAAAUAUUUCAAAAAAGACGAGCCCCACACAUAAUAAAUCCUAUGAUUUGCCUGAGCGUGUAUUGGAAUGUCUUUCUUUGUAUGUCCAAUCUAUUGAAAUUUAUUUUGAGACGGAGAGUAAUUCUACAAUUAAUUUUGGAGGGUCAAUUAUGCUUUCUCAUUUGGUGCUAGAAAGUCGUAUGCCUAAUUUUCAUGAAUGGCCUAAUGGACAAAUUCCAAAAAUAAAUAUGACUAGAAUUCAUGAACGAACUUUAGGUCAAGUCCUUUUCUUUAAACAUGUCAGUUGGAGAGUUUUAAAAAUUGAAGCAAGUCACAAUAACAACAACAAUUUAAAUAAAAAACAAACUCGAAGAGGAAGUGCUUUAAAUUCUCCUUUACGUUUACUUACAGAAAAUGGACGUUGUCGAAUUACUAUAAAGAAAAAUACUGCAGAUUGUUCUCUCAUUGCUGGCCGAAUGGAAUUAUUAUUUGACGAAAUACAUUGGCUCGCCUAUAUGGCGCAUUUACGUUCUGCUAUAGACUUUUACCAGCAUAUUAUGUAUCUAGCAAAUUUAUCUUCUAAUAUUUUACCAAAACAAUUAAGUGUACAUCAAUUUGUGCAAAAGAAUGCAACAGUUUCUGCUUCUUCAGCUCCCCAUGUCUCUAGUAGUAACAUUAAUGUUUUUCGUCAACACGAUAUUACUCAAUCCUCACAUCAUUUAUUAAUUUCACGUAUUGAUUUACAUUUGUGUGAUGAUUCUUCUGCUGAAGAUCUCCCUCCUGAUUGGAAUAUUGAUAGUGGAGCAAUGCAAGCCACUAUACUCAAACUUCGUGUCGACUUUUAUCCACAACACAAAGUUUUUGAAGCUGAUGGAAAACAAUCUUCACGUUCUAAUUGGUUGCGUUAUGUGGCACCCAAUACUUUUACUGAUUUAGCUACUCGGCAGUUGGAUCAUCACUUUGGCCUUAUUAACAGCAAAAUGGACUCCAACACACGUUUGCGUUUUGAACGUAUAUGGCCUCAAUUAGUUUCUGCAAAUGUAGUCAUUCGUAUUGAGGAUUUAAUUAUUCAGGCAAUUUCUGAACGUAAUACAAAAAAAGAUGAUAUUAGUUAUCUUAUAGAAGUAAAUACAAGUUUAAAAAAUAGAAUGCCUCAACCUUUAUCUUUUGCACAUUUGGAGAUUACUAGCUACAACUUUCCUGCAACUGACAGUUAUCCAGUUCCACCAAAUUCUGUUUAUUUAAUGUUGGCACCUUUUGUAUUAAUUCCGGAUACAAAAUCUAUUCGUUGGUUGAUUUAUGCAUUUGAAAAUAUUUUAAAUUCUUUUGAAGCUCCUCAACAUUCUAUUAUUAAACAAGAUAAUUCUAACGACGAUAAACAAGUUGAAAUUAGAAUUGAAAUGAUUAUGCCUAAAAUUAUGCUCAAUCCAGAUAAUUUAACAUUAACUACACCAACAUUAUUAAAUAAAAAAGAAGAAGAAGAACCAACCCGAAAAUCUUCUUCGAUUACAAAUAAUCAAGACAAACAGCAACUACCAACAAUUAAUAACAACCAAAAUUCUCCAAUUUUUCCAAAAAGAUUUUUUAUUCAUUUAACAACAAUUUUAUUCUCAAAUUAUACAUUGCUCAGCGAUACAGACAUUAAUAUUCAACUUAAAUUUCCUUUAGUGCUAAAAUCUAAAGCUCAACGUUAUUCUACUUUAAAUUUUAUUAAAUUUGUUGAAAAUUUGUGUUUUAAUAAUUCUAUUGGAGAAGAAAAAGAAGAGGAUAAAUACCUCAUGUUACAAACAAUUUUGAGAAGAAUAGAAGAAUCUGACAAAAUCAAAAACUUAAUUUGUGAUAAUAAAAACGAGGAAUGGUAUUUUUCUGUGCCAACAUUAUGGGUAGAUUGUGAUUUUGGUCCAAAUACUUGGGAACUUCCAUUAAUUAAUGAUUUGAAUAUUUUUGGAAAUUGUGUACAAAUUGAACCUCGUUCAAAUAUUGAUGUAGUUCUUGAUCAUUUUCAAUAUGUUCAAAUUGAAAAACUUGGAGAUUUAAUUACUGAAUUAAUUGAUCAGAUAAAUUCAGAUCGUCAAUUUUUUGCCAAACACCAAAUUGAUAAUUUUCACAAUUCCAUUCCAAUAUCAAUUUAUUUGCAUUGUAAAAAGAUUAAUUUACAUCUAGUCCUUCCACAAGGGCUAUCACCUUCACCUUAUGAUAAUAAUUACAAUUUUGAAUUUUUUACACCUUUAGAAGUUUAUCAAAGUUCUUCUGAAACAUCAUCUCGUGCCAUAAAUUAUGAAACACCAAAUUCCCCAUCAUUAUCUCAACAAACUACAAAUACUAAAUUAUUAAUUUAUCCCCAACAAAUGUCAACAACAAAAAGUGCAACUUCACUUGUUAAUUCUUUAAAUGAAAAACAAACACCAAAAUCCGUUCAGCAACAACAACUUCAUCCAAAAUCUGCACGUGGAAGUUUAACAAUGACAGAAACUUCUUUAGGAAAUUAUGGAAAGGGUAUUAAAACAGUUUCAAGUUUGCCUAGAGUUUGUGAUGUUUUAAAUGAAAAUGUUGUACAAUCUGAUAAAAAACAACAACAAAAAAUAAUUAAUUAUAUGGGGCAGACGAUUAGUAGUCCUUCAUCUGAUUUUUGUAGAAUGUCAACAACAACACCUGGAGAUUUAGAAAGCAAUUUUGACGAAACAAUAUCAAUUACAUCAGUCUCUACAGAACAAAUAUGUUAUGAUAGUGUGUUAAAUGAUAGAGAAGAAAGUGAAAUAUUUGAUGAAGAUGAAGAAGGGAUUGUAGAAGCUGAAGAAGCUAAUGAAGAAGAAGAAAAUUUUUGUGAAAAUAAUAAACAACAAUUAAAACAACAAAAUACUAAAAAUAAUUUACAAAUUUUAAGACUUAAAGAAAAAUUUUUUGGAAGGGAAAUUAAUUGUUUUGAUGUAAUUAUUGAAGAUUUUAAUUUUUAUUUAAAUUUGAAUGAUGGAAAUACUAAAGCUUUUGGAUAUGCUAAAAGUUUAAAUGUUGAUGAACGUUUACACGUUGUUUGUGGAAAAAUUUAUAAUGAAAGAAAAGAAAGUAGUUCUUCCAAUACAAUUGAUGAAACACUUUCACCAACUAAAAUAAAUGAUGAAUCUGAAGAGUUUUUUGAAUUAAUAAAUCCAAUGGAUUAUGCUCAACUUAAAAUUGAAUUAAAUUCUGUUGGAAAAGAAAGUAAUUUGAAGUUAAAUAUAGAUGGAAUAAAUAUACAUCUUGAAAAAGAAAUUGUUUCUCAAUUGGGACCGUUUUUUGAAAAUCAGGAAGUUUUAAAUGACUCGUCUAAAGCAGCGAUUGAAUUGAUUUUACAAAAUUGUAAUAUUGAAAUAAAGGUUUGUUUGGGGGAAUUUUAA